This is a messenger RNA of Strongylocentrotus purpuratus (purple sea urchin), 2270 nucleotides long. RefSeq lists its product as uncharacterized. Lineage: Eukaryota; Metazoa; Echinodermata; Echinoidea; Camarodonta; Strongylocentrotidae. The record is from RefSeq and is a predicted model, not a curated record. Bases 83 to 1267 code for a protein of 394 amino acids. The transcript is spliced from 9 exons.
UCCAGGCGUCAAUGAAAUAUCAGCAACUGUCACCGAUUCAGCUGGAAACAUCAAUAGCACCGUUUGUUAUAUUAAUAUACAAAUGACAGAAUUGCCAGUCGAGAUUUUGCAGGCAUCCGCUGUUUAUGACGGAAACACAUACAGUCUAUUCUUCCGUGGUCAUCUCAACGAGGGCCUGACCUCUCUUAAUUUCUCGUUCUAUGGUGACGUCAAGUAUGACCCCAUUGUUAUUAACGGAGUGGAACAAUUUCAGCCAGCAGAUCUGUCGCCUGGCGUUAACAACAUCAGGAUUGAAGCAACAGAUGGAGUCUUGUCAAAAACCUUCAAGUUUGUUCUAAAUGUAGCAAGCAAUCAACCAGUAAAUCAUGAACUAACUGGAAACAUGGUUUUGGCAAGAAUUAAAGGCACCGACGCAAUCUUUACACAGGACCUAUUUGACGACACAACUACAACAUUUAAAAACCUGGCAUUGGAGCUCCAAGCAAAUCUCGAUAAGAUAUAUCAAAACACACCGGGUUUCAUUGGCUCGCGAGUCGUAUCCUUCAGGAUCGGAAGUAUCAUUGCCAAUUUCAUUCUCAUCUUCAAUCCAACAACGAGCUUAAGUGAAAUAGAAGCUAUUGACAUUUUUAGAAGCGCAUUGACAUCAGAGGCCGAGAUCACAAGCGGUUCUGGACUGUUCCUUACGUCACUCCCAGCUUUCAACAUUUUUCUACCCUGUGAAGACCUGACCUGUGAAAACAGUGGUACCUGUAUAAUAACAAGUGAUGGAUCAGGUGCAGAAUGCAGAUGUACCGAGAGCUGGACUGGGGACCGCUGUCAAACAUCCACAAACAUCAAAUCAACCUCUAUUGCAGUGAUCGUCGGAACAACAGCAGGUGUACUUUUAUUUUUCAUCCUCAUCCUGAUCUUGGUCCUCUUCGUGCUCGCUUUGCGAAACAGAAUGAUGAUGAAAGACCAAAGCAGCCAGGUUCCUGCGGGGACACGAGAUUACAAUCACGGUGAUCAUCGGAUGCCUUCACGAGGAAUCCCAAUUUUCCAUCACGAGGACAGAAGUAGGGACCUUUCCUUUUGCAAUGAUAAGGUGGACAUGGCUUUAUUCACUCAGUACAAGAGUCGAGAGCAGAGGAGCGUCAGCCGAAAUUUCAAUAACGGACCCUCUUUCACUGGACGUGCGCCGAGCCAUGAAACUCUGCAGAAUGGUAAUCACCGAAGGAAUGGAAUACCGCUUCGAGAUACUUAUUACUACAGCGGACAAAUGUAUCUCUAGACCCUGCCAACCCUGUGGAAUGUACAUGUAAAAUGAUACUCAGUGGAGUCGAUUGGGAAGAGCCACUGGCUACAUGUAUUCUUUCCCAAGGUUCCUAUUUCCGAAAACGAAAAAAGGUUCACAAAUCCGAAAAUGAAAUAGGGUUUGUAAUUCAGUAAUUGAAAUCUAUCUUUCAAAGAAUUUUUCUCAGCCUGUCAUUUUCUACACAAUUCUGUUUUCUGCCACCCCGGUACACUUUUUUACAAUGUCAUUCCACUCCAUGACUUAAUCUUCCCCUCCCAGUUAGUUCUUGGUGUUGCUAUUUGCAUAAACCAUUCCUAUAAGGAUAUUUUGUUUCAACAAUCUUUUUUUUCUUUAUUCUCUAUCAAUUUUCACAUCUUUCCAUGACAUUCUCAUCACUCUCCAGUUUACCCAAUUUCCUUAUUCAUUAUUAAUGUCCACGUUGCUGCUCCAUACAAUAGAACAUAACAUACCUAGGAAUAUGUAAGUCUCAUUUUAAGUUUGAAUUUCACCAUUCUUGCUGUAAAUAAGUCUUUAAUCGCCUGGACAUUAUUCUUGCUAUUUCUAUCCUUUGUUAGAUGUCUACCUUGCAUCUGGCAUCAUCAGUGAUGUGUCCUAGGUAGAUGUAAAUGUUGACAUCCUCAGUGAUAUGGCCAUCUAGUUCAACAUAGAGUCUGAGCUUAAAAAUGAAAUUAGGGUUCAUAACUUCGGAAAUGAAAGGCGUCUAUAAUCUCAAAGGCAUAUCAUUUCAAAAAUAAAAAAUAGAACCUCAUCAACUUUUCCAAAUAACGAAUCUUCUGAAUUAUGAACGCUAUUUCAUUUUCGGUAUAAUGAACUACCUGCUAUAAUUGGGUAUGGGAAGUUUGUAACUCGAAUUCAUGAACCAACGGAAUUAUGAGCUUUAGGAAAAGCGAGUGACCCCCAAGUCAAAGGGCUACAUACUUAAAGGAUAAUCCAACCUUUGUAGUGCGUUUUUUUAAUGAAAGUAGAAAAUUAACAAAAA